GAGAUUCUCAUUGGAGGCAAAGAGAAAGAACAUCGCUAUACACGCUGAAACCAUCUUUGUUGCACUGCUGCACUCUGGACUCCACAUCCUAGUGUUUUAAGUAGCUUUGGAGGAGAACAAUCUGUAACAAGACUGGCAUGAUGUCCUCAAAAUUGAAGUGGCUGAUUGUGAUCCAGCUCUUGCUGAAUGAACAGGCUUUGUGUAGGGUCCCUCCUCCUCUGGCACUUAGAAACACUCCUCUUCCAGAAGCAGAUUUCAAUGAGGCGGGAGAGGAGACAGCCAAACAGGAACAUCCAUCUCUCCUUGAAUCCCAACUUGAUGUCCCAUCUGCAAACAAACCUGAACCUGUAUUAGGGGUCGAACAAAAAGAGGAGAGAGUUCGAUCUGCCCAAAAUAUAACAUCCGUGCUCAGGGCAAAGCUCGCGGGGAAGAUUCAAGAUCAUCUCCACAUCCAGGGGAAGGUAAGCUGUGAAGAGCUGCUGUCUGCCAGCACUGUGGACGACCCAUCAUCCUCUAUGUUCCCCCAGGAGCUCCUGGGGCUUUCUUUAGUGCCCGUGUUGUUGGUGGCAGGCUGCCCUCAGGAGGCACACACCUUGGUGCUCAAGCUGUACGACCUUUUAGGAGUGGCUGACGCGGAGGAGCUCCUGAUGGAGGUAGAGGGUCUGAUGGAGAGGAGGAUGAGCAAGUCCACGCCUGCACCGGCAUAUGAGAGGGAUGAAGCAGGGCGCCACAUAGAGGCUGUGAUGUUUAACAUCCAGCAGCUGGCCACGGUGGGGGAAGAUUCCUCCAAGCAGGAGGAUCAUUGUGAGGGUUGGAGCAGGGUGAGGGGCACCAUGCUGGCAGGAGCAGCAGUGGAAGGAGCCACAGGUGAUCUACAGGAGGCCGUGAGCUCCUGCGAGAGGCUGGGGGUCCUGUGUGCCGGUGUGACCAGCAGUGGACUCAAACCUGGGAAGUACCUGGCAGUGUUUAAGAAAGGCAGUCGUGUCCUGCCCUCUGAAUCCACAGUGUCUGAGUGUUGGAUCCGUCAGUGCAGCACAGAUGAGGAUGUUUGGACCUCUGCUGCUUCAGGUGGACGUCUGAAACGCAGCCCCAGAAGCUGCAUCAACAAAAGCGAGCAGCGCGUGUACAACGUGGUGGAGUGGAUCCCUGCGGUCAGCACCCUCUACAAUCUGGGCACAGCUGUGUACUACGCCUCGGUCAACUGCUCUGCAACCGCCAAGGAGAGAGCCAUCCUCAGCGCCGUGGACCUCGGCACCGACGCUCUCAUGGUGGCCACGGGGGGGACGGCGGGGGUGGCAGGUUACGCUCUGGGGGCAGGGAUGAAGACCGGUGUGAAAGCUGGCGUCAAGUAUCUGCUCAACUCCAUGAAGAAGGAGGAUGAUGUGCUGGUGAACCAGUUCAGCUGGGAGGACGGUGUCAUCACCAUCCAGUAGACUGGGGAUCAAUAAAUUAAGCUGAAACGCUUGAG
This is a messenger RNA of Notothenia coriiceps (black rockcod), 1468 nucleotides long. It is a transcript of the gene apof, whose product is annotated as apolipoprotein F. Bases 138 to 1433 code for a protein of 431 amino acids. The record is from RefSeq and is a predicted model, not a curated record. NCBI's taxonomy places the organism in Eukaryota, Metazoa, Chordata, Actinopteri, Perciformes, Nototheniidae. The transcript is spliced from 2 exons. Gene Ontology annotation, biological process: cholesterol metabolic process.